Molecule: messenger RNA, 2422 nt
Organism: Hordeum vulgare subsp. vulgare (domesticated barley)
Lineage: Eukaryota; Viridiplantae; Streptophyta; Magnoliopsida; Poales; Poaceae
Product: thioredoxin M3, chloroplastic-like
Exons: 2
Coding region: 126-680 (184 amino acids)
Cellular component (GO): cytoplasm
Molecular function (GO): protein-disulfide reductase activity; oxidoreductase activity, acting on a sulfur group of donors, disulfide as acceptor
Source: RefSeq, a predicted model, not a curated record
GCGAAGCGAAGGCUCCCGGAAAUGAGUUCCAACGGACCGCGUGCUGCGUGUGCGUCUCGUAAGUUUCCACCCACCACGUUCUCCGCCACGACUCCUCCCGGCUCUCAAACUCCCCAAACCAAAUCAUGGCCGCCGCGGCCUCACGGCACCUCUGCUGCGCCACGGCGCUGCUGUCUCCCUCCGCCGCCGCGGCGCCCAUCCGCCGGAGGGUUGGCUACGGCUACGGCUACGGCUCCUCCUCCACCCGCCGGUGGCCGUGCCGCCGGUGGGCCCACGGGCCGGACGCCGCGUCCCGGAUCCGGCGCCCGACGACUGGCUCGAGCACAGCCAGGGUGAGCUGUGCCUACUCUACUGGCGCUGAAGCAAUCACUGCAUGUUCCUGGAACCAAAAUGUUAUCUGCAGUGAUGUGCCUGUGCUUGUGGAGUUUUGGGCCUCAUGGUGUGGACCUUGUAAAAUGGUCCAUCGAAUUGUCGACGAGAUUGCAAACGAAUACGAUGGAAGGAUAAAAUGCUAUAAGCUUGACACUGAUGAUUACCCACAAACUGCAACUUCCUACAAUAUCGAGAGGGUUCCGACCGUUUUACUGUUCAAGGAUGGAGAGAAAAUACAUAGUAUUACUGGAACUCUGCCAAAAGCCGUCUAUGUGAGGGCCAUUGAGAAUUCUUUCUUGGAACAGUGACCAUUUUGGUUACGAUGUUAUAUUGCUACUUGGUCCAGAUUCAUAUUCCCAUAUACUUGAUUUUUCACUGCCAGCUAGUGGAAAGAGUAGGGAAGGUAAAGUUGGGCUUACAACUUGAGCUUCUUGUUAUCCCUUAGCUACACAACUUACUGUAAAUAUUGAUGUACUGCUGAAAAAGGAUUGUUGGACCUCUUUAUUUUUCCUUGAGGGCUGUAAUGAAUCAUGACUUUUAUCAUUGAUGUGAAACAGGGUCAAAUAUUUAAGGCCCUUAGAAAUAUCUUGCUAAAUGAAGUGAAAUUAAGAUUUUUUGUUAUACUUUACAUUAUGUGCCUCACAUUUAUAUCUGUUUUUCUUCUUCUUUUUCACCCCUUGUGUAUUAAAUUUUUCGUGCUAUUUUUCAGAGCUAGAGUAAAUACUUAAUCAUUUAAUUACUGUAUACAGAAGCAUCUAAGAUCUAGCCUGUUGAAGUUUAUCUUCUGAAAAGGUUUGUUCUGUUAUGUUAGUGCAAUUAUUGUUGUUUCUGUGGGGCUGCUAAGACUGAGCUAAUUGUCCCAGGUAACUCUUCAAGGCAUAUUUUAUUAAACCUUGUGCUCCUAUUAUUUAUUGUCUCUAAUCUGCAAUAUCAUCUAGUCUCAACAGGUUAACUUUGGUUAUCAUGAAGAACUUCUUUUUUAUUACCCUUUAGCUUGCCUAGGAUGUAAUUUUUAGCUCUCCUUGGGCUGACAAAGAAGAACUGCACACUAAGGUAAAAGCUGUCAAAGAAAAAGAUUUUAGAAUUAGGUGCAGGAGUAUUGGUAAGUACUUUGGCAGGCGGUAUCAACAGUCUGGUGCCAUGGAUUUUUAAUCUUUCCAUGCUGAGGACUAGUGCAUAGCAAGUGGCUGCGAGUGGCCUGAGUGCAACCAAUGGUAGGAUACAGUAGACUUGGGUUUCUUAGAGAUUGAAUUCCUUAUUAUCUACUCCCUCCGUCCCAAAAUAAGUGACUCAAAAAUGACUCAGUUUUGUACUAAUUUUAGUACAAAGUAGAGUCAUUUUUGAGUCACUUAUUUUAAGACGGAGGGAGUAUAAUAUCCAACUGAAUUAAUUCCAUUAUCUCAUUUUUCGUGGACAGUAGCACAAGUUGCAGCUGCUCCUACAGUGGUACUAUUGGCCACUGGCUACAUAUAUUGUCCCUGCCUUUCAGAGUUUGAGAUAUGUAGAGUAGCUUUGUGAGGAGAGGAGGUAUAGCACAAUAAUAUGAUCGGAGGUGAUCACCAGAAUGUUCAGGUACACCUAAAUGCAGUUGAACCACAUCAAGUGCCACAUGAUGGAGAUCGAAGUUCUGGUGAUCCUCUGAUACUCUGAUGACUGCCUGACCUAAAUCAAUUUGAUUACAGCCUGACUUAAAUCAAUAUGCAGACAUCAAUGGUUAUGGGCCUGCACUAGAGAAUAUUUUGCUGAAGUCUGUAUAUGUGAAACCAUCGAGACUAUUUUCUCCAACGGUAUUCAGUUUGGAGCUCUGAAGUUGUCUGGGCUUCACUUAAAAUUCAGUCUAAUGCUACACGUGGUUUCGAAGGUACUGAAGUCUGGAGUGAAGCUUUAGACGCAGGUGGUGCAUCAGGUGCUUACACUUUUUCGGAUUUAGGACUUGGGUCAUUCAUAUGUAUUGUAACAACCAUCCACCUUGGCCUUUUCUGAAUUUUUAUUUGUAUCCCUCAUGGAAAUAUCAAUAACAUCUGGAAAAGCAGACAAUCACUUUUCAUCA